AUGUAUCUGCACCGAGUGGCAGGCUAUGACAUUCACAACAGAGAUCUGAAGCCAUGGAUGAUGGCCCUUCUCACCGCGCUCUCCCUGAUGAUGGUGGUAGUGACCAUUGGACUUCUGGCUCACCUCCUUGUCUUCGGCCAGAAAAUGGAAUAUUACCAAGGGACCUUGACAAUUUCGGAUAUUCAAGACAAUAGCAAUUCAGGACGAAAGAGCUCAAGUCAAUUGAAAGACUUCCAGGAGAUGAAUGAAAAUUUGGUAGAUGAAACAUUUAUAGAUUCAUCCUUGAACAAGCGCUACGUCAAAAACCACGUAGUCAGACUAACACCAGAAGAGGAUGAUACAAGAGCGGACAUGGUUAUGGCGUUCCAGACUCCCUCUACAGAGCCAAGGACCAUAGGAAAAAAGACAAGCCGUAGCAUCUUAAAUCAGAAGACAAGGAACGCAAGAGCUUUGCCAGCUGGUGUCUCACUGGUUCAAGUUAAUGCAGUGUGCUCAUCAGCAGGGAAACUAACUGUGCCAGCAUAUUGUGGCAAGCGAGCUAUCCCAUUAAUUGCCAACAGAAUAGUGUCUGGAAACCCCGCAGCCAAGGGUGCCUGGCCUUGGCAAGUUUCCCUUCAGCGAAGCAACAUCCAUCAGUGUGGGGGCACAUUGAUUGGCAACAUGUGGGUCGUCACUGCAGCACACUGUUUUAGAACCAAUGCAAACCCUCGCCAGUGGACUCUCAGUUUUGGAACAACAAUAAAUCCUCCCUUAAUGAAAAGAGAGGUCAGAAGAAUUAUUAUGCACGAAAGGUAUCGCCCCCCAGCAAGAGACCAUGACAUUGCCCUUGUGCAGUUUUCUCCCAGGGUCACCUUUUCGGAUGAAGUGAGCCGAAUUUGUCUGCCAGAACCCUCUGCAUUGUUCCCACCAAAUGCAACUGUCUACAUCACAGGAUUCGGAGCACUUUACUAUGGUGGGGAAUCCCAAAAUGAGCUCCGUGAAGCCCGAGUACAGAUCAUAAGCAAUGACGUCUGCAAACAGCGACACGUGUACGGCAAUGAAAUAAAACGCGGGAUGUUCUGUGCUGGGUUCCUGGAAGGAAUUUACGAUGCCUGCAGGGGUGAUUCUGGGGGACCACUGGUUGUAAGUGACAACAAAGAUACCUGGUAUCUCAUUGGAAUUGUGAGCUGGGGAGACAACUGUGGUCAAAAGAAUAAGCCUGGAGUGUACACACAAGUGACUUAUUACCGACGCUGGAUUGCUUCAAAAACGGGUCUCUAA
Messenger RNA from Grammomys surdaster, 1260 nucleotides. It is a transcript of the gene Tmprss11a, whose product is annotated as transmembrane serine protease 11A. Gene Ontology annotation, biological process: proteolysis. Gene Ontology annotation, cellular component: extracellular region; plasma membrane. Bases 1 to 1260 code for a protein of 419 amino acids. The transcript has 10 exons. The record is from RefSeq and is a predicted model, not a curated record. NCBI's taxonomy places the organism in Eukaryota, Metazoa, Chordata, Mammalia, Rodentia, Muridae. Gene Ontology annotation, molecular function: serine-type endopeptidase activity.